This is a messenger RNA of Loxodonta africana (African savanna elephant), 4051 nucleotides long. RefSeq names its product WT1 transcription factor (gene WT1). Gene Ontology annotation, biological process: regulation of transcription by RNA polymerase II. Gene Ontology annotation, cellular component: nucleus. Gene Ontology annotation, molecular function: RNA polymerase II cis-regulatory region sequence-specific DNA binding; DNA-binding transcription factor activity, RNA polymerase II-specific. Lineage: Eukaryota; Metazoa; Chordata; Mammalia; Proboscidea; Elephantidae. The record is from RefSeq and is a predicted model, not a curated record.
AUGCCCCAUUUAUCCCAACUGAUGCAACCCUUCGCAGUCACCCAGCCGGGGCACAUUCAUCUCGAGCCCAGGGCCUCCGGAACCCAUAAGGGGCCGCCCCCCAGUGACCCCGAGAUUAUGGCCAACACUCCAGCCUACCGGCUCCUGAACCGGAGCCGGACUAGCCGGAGCAGCGCAAGGGCUAGUCGAGUGAGAGUGGCGAGUAAGGAGAGGAGGGUGUCUCCGAGAGAAACGCUCCCUCCGGCCCGCCCCCCGCCCCCUCUGCUAGGGCGCCCCCCAAGGAGCUGCGCGCUGCGGGGUCUGGCUCGGGCCGCGGCAGCUAGGGUAAGGAGUUCAAGGCAGCGCCCACACCCGGGGGCUCUCCGCACCCCGACCGCCUGCCCGCUCCUCCCUUCCCCUCCCGCCCUCCCUCCCACUCACCCACCCACCCAGCCAGCCAGAGCCGGGACGGCAGCCCAGGAGCCCGGGCGCCGCCUUUUCGGCGCGAUCCUGGACUUCCUCCUGCCCCAGGAGCCGGCUUCCACGUGUGCCCCGGAGCAGGCGUCACCGCGCGCGCUCCGCCCGGGGCCCGGGUGCCUUCAGCAGCCCGAGCAGCCUGGAAUUCGGGGUUCGGGAACCAUCUGGGCCAAGUUAGGCGCCGCCGAGUCGAGCGCCGCGCGUCUGCAGGGCCGGAGGAGCCGCGGGGCGUCCGGGGCUGAGACACAACAGAUGGGCUCCGACGUGCGGGACCUGAACGCUCUGUUGCCAGCCGUCCCCUCGCUGGGUGGCGGCGGCGGCUGCGCCCUGCCGGUGAGCGGCGCUGCGCAGUGGGCGCCGGUCCUGGACUUCGCGCCCCCAGGCGCCUCGGCUUACGGUUCGCUGGGCGGUCCGGCGCCGCCGCCGGCUCCUCCGCCGCCCCCUCCGCCGCCGCCACCUCACUCCUUCAUUAAACAGGAGCCGAGCUGGGGCGGCGCGGAGCCGCACGAGGAGCAGUGCCUGAGCGCCUUCACCGUCCACUUCUCCGGCCAGUUCACCGGCACCGCUGGAGCUUGUCGCUACGGACCCUUCGGUCCUCCUCCGCCCAGCCAGGCGUCCUCUGGCCAGGCCAGGAUGUUUCCCAACGCGCCCUACCUGCCCAGCUGCCUCGAGAGCCAGCCCGCUAUUCGCAACCAGGGAUACAGCACGGUCACCUUCGACGGGACGCCCAGCUAUGGCCACACGCCCUCGCACCACGCGGCGCAGUUCCCCAACCACUCCUUCAAGCACGAGGACCCCAUGGGCCAGCAGAGCUCGCUGGGCGAACAGCAGUACUCCGUGCCGCCCCCGGUCUACGGCUGCCACACCCCCACUGACAGCUGCACAGGCAGCCAGGCCCUGCUUCUGAGGACGCCCUACAGCAGUGACAAUUUAUACCAAAUGACCUCCCAGCUUGAAUGCAUGACCUGGAAUCAGAUGAAUUUAGGAGCUACGUUAAAGGGAGUUGCUGCUGGGAGCUCCAGCUCAGUGAAAUGGACAGAAGGGCAGAGCAACCACGGCACGGGGUACGAGAGCGAUAACCAUACCGCACCCAUUCUCUGUGGUGCUCAGUACAGAAUACACACCCAUGGCGUCUUCAGGGGCAUUCAGGAUGUACGCCGUGUGCCUGGAGUAGCACCAACUCUUGUCCGGGCAGCAUCUGAGACCAGUGAGAAACGCCCCUUCAUGUGUGCUUACCCGGGCUGCAACAAGAGAUACUUUAAACUGUCCCAUUUACAGAUGCACAGCCGGAAGCAUACUGGUGAGAAACCCUACCAGUGUGACUUCAAGGACUGUGAACGAAGGUUUUCUCGUUCAGACCAGCUGAAGAGACACCAGAGGAGACACACAGGUGUGAAACCAUUCCAGUGUAAAACUUGUCAGCGAAAGUUCUCCCGGUCCGAUCACCUGAAGACCCACACCAGGACUCAUACAGGUAAAACAAGUGAAAAGCCCUUCAGCUGUCGGUGGCCCAGUUGUCAGAAAAAGUUUGCCCGGUCAGAUGAAUUAGUUCGCCAUCACAACAUGCACCAGAGAAACGUGGCCAAACUCCAGCUGGCGCUUUAAGGGGUCCAACCCGGGGGCAGCUCUGUGUCCCAGGCAGGACGGUGUGUGAACUACUUUCAAAUCUGACUUUAAAAUCCUUCCUCACUCACCUCUCUAAGAAAGAAUGGCAGUUGAUCUUCUUCACCCAGCAUCCAAGACAAGACCCCUGUGCUACUGGAUCGUACCAGGUUUGCCUGGAGGCGAUUGGUCUCUGCUGACUUUCAGUUGACUCACCCAGCCCUGGUGAAGUGGCUAAUGAUGUCCAGUUAGUUAAAAGCCCCUCAUCCUUUGGUCUGGAUUUUCCUCUGUAAGAAGAGCCCUUGCUGAUAGUGUUCCCCCACCCUCCCCUUCUCUUUAACAUGCAUUUUCCCUAGGAAUGGAGUCCUUGUACCUUUUUCCAUCAUGGAAUAUUUAUAGGCCAGGGCAUGUGUAUGUGUCUGCUAAUGUAAACUUUGUCAUGGUUUCCAUUUACUAACAGCAACAGUAAGAAAUAAAUCAAGAGAGCAAGGCAUUGGGGGUGAGUCUUGUCCGACAUUCCGGAGGUCAGGCAGGCUGCUAACCUGGAAGGCAGGAUGUAGUUCUACCAGGCAAAUUUUAAAACCCAUGUGUUUGAAGCAGCUGAAAAAAGAAUCAGAAUUAACCAGGACUUCUGUAUAGAAAUCUACAAGAACCUUCCCAUUUUUUUUUUCUGUAUAGAAAUCUACAAGAACCUUCCCAUUCAGUUAAUUCCGUUUUAACAUUAGCACCAUGCGCUUAAGAAACUGCGUUCGAAGGUCUGAGGUUCUGUUUUUGUGUUUUAUUUUUGUCUUUUUUUGGGUUGUAAUCAUUUGCAUCUUCAGAGAUGUACAUAUCUCCUCACACAAAGGGAGUGGAAUUCAUUUUCAUCAUUUGGGGCAUCCUGACUUUAAGUUGUAAAAAUUUAAAUGACUCUAAAGAAAAUAGGGGCUGGUCCAGGAUCCCCACUGGUAAGACUAUUCUUAAAUAACUUAAGUAACUUUGGGUCUACAAGUAUAUGUGAAAAAAAAAAAAACGAGACUUUCUAGUGUGAGGAAAUCCAUCGUUUAAAGGUGUUUGGGUGUGUGUGUGUGUGUGUUUUAAGGACUUUAUUAUUUACUGUUGCUCGCAAUUAUUAUGUAAAUAUAUAUAUAUACCUGAUAAUGAUUUGCUCUUUGAUAACUAAAAUUAGGAAAUGUAUAAAUAUUAGACGCAUCACCGUUCGGGUGUUGAUCUUUCAGCAUAUUGAUGAUAACACUAAAAAUGUAACCUGCGUUUUUCACUUCGCUCUCCAUUAAAGUCCGUUCAAAAGGAAAGUGACAAGAUUCUAUCAGCCUUUUUGUGUCCUGACAAGAAUUAGAUUUCAAAUCCUGGGGCCAGUUGAGCCUCUUUUAAACAGGUAAGAAGAUGCCACCGUCGACGAUCGCUCGUAAACCCUUCGUGUCCUGACCACAAUUUAUUUCUGUCUGUCAGAUCUCCGUAGGGAAUUAUCCAUCCUAGAUGCAGCAGAGAGUGUCACCUUCACGUUGUAUCAUGAAGUGAUUGUGUUUUUGCUGUGGCCGGAUGGGUUUGUGGAUGGUGUGGUGGGAAAUGUGUUUUAGAGUUUUAUAUUAAUCAGGUUACCAUUCCACGACAUCACUUCUUAUUCUAGAUCAGCAAAAAAGAAUAGAGAGAUGCUAAUGAGAACUGGUUUUUGAAAAGUUCACAGCUGUAUUACUGGGAUCGGGAGGGCAUAAAUUGAACACCUAGUACAACUGGAUUUACAACUGUAGUUGCUAUAAAUCAGCUCAGCAGGUCGGAAACUGCUUAACCCUUUCAGGACAGCUGAGUGUGAAAGCAGAGAUCUCCAUUAUCUAUGAACUAUAAACUCUCUUUCUGGUUCUGGUGUAUGGUUUUUCAAUUGUAAAUAAGGAGAUUUCUUUUCGGGCUGCCCCUCUCAAGCCCUGAUAUCUUGGAGCCUCUGCAUACAUUCCAGAGUUCAUUUCUUUAUUUAAAAUGUGUCUUCAGCAGAGGAGGC